Acanthisitta chloris (rifleman) is the source of this 760-nucleotide messenger RNA. RefSeq names its product Golgi apparatus membrane protein TVP23 homolog A-like. Lineage: Eukaryota; Metazoa; Chordata; Aves; Passeriformes; Acanthisittidae. The annotation marks the transcript as partial. Gene Ontology annotation, cellular component: Golgi membrane. Gene Ontology annotation, biological process: protein secretion; vesicle-mediated transport. The transcript has 6 exons. The record is from RefSeq and is a predicted model, not a curated record.
GCACCCCCUGGCCACCUUUUUCCACCUGUUUUUCCGAGUGAGUGCUAUUGUCACCUACUUGUUCUGUGACUGGUUCAGCAACAGCUUUGUUGCCUGUUUUGUCACUAUUCUCCUCCUUCUAUCCUUUGACUUUUGGUCAGUCAAGAACGUGACAGGAAGACUCUUGGUCGGUUUGCGUUGGUGGAACCAGAUUGAUGAAGAUGGAAAAAGCCAUUGGGUGUUUGAAGCAAAAAGGGUGCCUACAAUAGCUGCCUCGACCGAAGCUGAAGCUCGAAUCUUUUGGCUUGGCCUCAUCAUCUGCCCAGUGAUUUGGACAGUGUUUUUCUUUAGCUCCUUGUUCUCCUUGAAGCUGAAAUGGCUGGUGACUGGGAUCUCCCUGCAGACUGCUAAUUUAUAUGGCUACAUCCACUGCAAAUUAGGGGGACAAAAAACCAUCAGCAGAGUAACUUCGAGGUUGUUUGCUACAGCAGAUGUUCCCAAGAGACAGAGCAGGAGAAUUUCAGAAGAUGGCACUGAAGAACAUGGGAAGACAGGCACAGGAUAAUCAAACAAGGAAGAACUAAAAGGAUGAGCAGUAAAAAUACUAAUUUCUGAAACAUGUUCUUCCUAUGAAGAUAUCUAAAUAAAUCUCUUCUAGAAUUAUGCCUGCAUGAAAUAAAUCUGUGUUUGAGUCUUUAGGUCCUGAAAGGUUUAGAGCCUUUGUUACUUAAAAACUUCACCACAAAGUUUGUAAAGACAGUGCUCGUGGUGUACACAGAGC